AUGGGAAGCCGUAGAGCUGUUGAAUUGGGCGCAUGCGUUUUGAUUGUCUUAUCCCAUGUCGUUUCUGUUUGUACAAUAUCUGGCCAAGUACUCCCAAGCCAAUCCAAGCAAAGGAAAGGGAGUCUCACAUCGACAAAACACAAAAAGAGGGGACUCUCCCUCACUUAUAAAAGGAGACUCAUCUCCUUCAAAGAAAAGAGAGAGUUAGACAGGCUACUAGGGCACCAUAUGGCUCAUAAGAGCCUCAUGGGCUUACUCCUAAGCCCAUUUACAAGCCCACGGAUCAUUUGCCUUCAGCCAGAUCCUCAGCCUUCGGCCCUCCACCUUCAACCAUCAGCCUUCGGCCAUCAGCCUUCGACCCUCAGCCUUCGGCCAUCAGCCUCCGGCAUUCUUCCUCCUCUCCUUGGGUCUAACUCUAUGUGCAAUGUAUACAGUCUUUAUCAUAAUGAGAACAUACUUCUCCGUGGACGUAGCCCAUUAUUCGGGUGA
Molecule: messenger RNA, 489 nt
Organism: Prunus armeniaca (apricot)
Lineage: Eukaryota; Viridiplantae; Streptophyta; Magnoliopsida; Rosales; Rosaceae
Source: the annotation of a GenBank genome assembly